Molecule: messenger RNA, 611 nt
Organism: Capsella rubella
Lineage: Eukaryota; Viridiplantae; Streptophyta; Magnoliopsida; Brassicales; Brassicaceae
Product: probable thionin-2.4
Exons: 3
Coding region: 40-444 (134 amino acids)
Biological process (GO): defense response
Source: RefSeq, a predicted model, not a curated record
CAUUAUAUUUUGAGAUCAAACAACUAAUCAAUCAAAAAAAUGGAUGCAAAAACUUUGGUUCUAAGUGUGCUCGUAAUGAGUCUGUUCAUGGCACAAAUUCAAGUCGACGCCAAGAGCUGUUGUCCAUCCUCCACUGCUAGAAACAUCUAUAACACUUGCCGCUUUGGAGGAGUUCCAAGUUCAAUAUGUGUAGGCCUCAGUGGCUGUCUAUUAAUUGGUGGGUCGAAAUGUCCUAACGGAUAUACAUAUGACGUUCUCGAAAACACAGGUAAUGCUGUCCAAAAUUACUGCAAGUUGGGGUGCGUAUCCUCCGUAUGCGGUGCCCUAACCAUCCUCGAGAACUCUGAUGCAAGUAAAAUCGUGACUGGAGCGGUUGAAAAAUGUGUCAACGCAUGUUCUACCGUCUGCACCAAGGGCUCGAUGAAUGCAGUUGAAAUCGCCUAGACAACCAUAAAAAUACCACGGGUGAAGCCGUGAAGGAGGUUCACAAUGUUGUUGUUCUUCAUUUUUUCAAUAAUUGUCAUGUAUGUGACAGAUACACUGUUGCGUGUUUGUUUAUGUGUGUAGAAGGUUGUCAAUCUGUAGAUUGUAUAUGCCUUAUGUUAUGUAUC